Vitrella brassicaformis is the source of this 2815-nucleotide messenger RNA. The record is from the annotation of a GenBank genome assembly. NCBI's taxonomy places the organism in Eukaryota, Vitrellaceae.
AGAACUUGAAGAGAAGACUUGAAGAAAAGAAAGAAUGUCUGCGACAGGUACGCCAGAGGGGGCAAGGGAGAGAGGAAGGAGGAAUGAUGUGUGGGUGGCUGCGUGGGGAGGGAUCAUGAGUGCCGGAUGGCCUCUUCUCACCUCUUUCCUGCCUGUCUGUGUGCGUGUGUGUUCUGUGUCAGGUGCGGUUGUCCCCGGGCCCCUCCCCGAGCCGCCCAGGUAUGCCCCCCCGGACGAGCAGCAGUGGGUGCCGGCGGCCCUCAGGACCAAGCUGCCCCCCAAGACCGUGCCGCGGGAGACAACCCGGGCGCGUUACCAACAGUUGCUGAAGGACAAGGAGGUCAAAAUGUACGAGGAUGCCCUCGCAGAGGCACUCCGGCGUGAGCGGCUGGCUGCCACCGGCGUCACGCCAGACGCCAUGAAUUUUCGCAUCAAAUGCGACACACGAGUGGGUGGCAGAGGGCGACUGGGGGGGAAGAGAGGCAGGCGGUCAUCCCAUCAUGGUUGGCAUGGUUGUGUCUGGCUGGCGUGUGUGCGGUGUGCAGUUUGGUCAGAACUUGUAUUUGGUCGGUUCGGUGGAGCCCCUGGGGCUAUGGGAUCCGAGCCGUGCGGUCAAGAUGACCUGGAAUGAGGGCAACAUGUGGACCUGCACCGUCAACCUGCCCGUCUGUAAGCACCAAGCACACCAGCACAGAGAGAGAGACAGACAAACCAACUCACGCACGACGCAACCUUUUUUUGCGAAUGUGUGUGUACGUUUCUCCCUCCCUCCCUCCCUCCCUCCGUCAAUCGAUCAAUCGAUCAGCGAUCGGCGAGGUGGAGUACAAGUACAUCGUGCGGCAGGACAACAUGGUGGACUGGGAACACGGCCACAACCACAAGGUGAGUCAGUGGGUGGACCCACACACAGCACAGCACAUUAGCCACUGACACGUCGUGUGUUGUUGGUGUCUGUGUAUGUGUAUGUGUGUAGCUCAACUCGGUGCAGGGCGGCGUGACGGUGGAGGACGCCUGGGGGCAGGGGCGGGGCUAGGGGGAUCAUCAGACAGACAGGAUUGGGGCGUCUAGUGCGGCUGGCUGUCUGUGCAGUGUGAGAGAGUGUGUGCGUUCCUACUUGCUCUCUGCUACCACCAGUGAUUUGUCUGCCUACGACUGGGAUGAUGGAUGGAUGGGGCGGUGGAUGCCUGGCUGUCUGGCUGCCUCAGGGUUGUGUUGUGUUGUGCCAUGUCGUGUCGUGUGCAGCUAUAUCUAUCGCCGUACAUGUGGCUGUAUCACUAGCUAAUCGAUCGAUAUCGAUUCCUGUGUACUGGCAUUUUUGUCGUCCGUCCCGUCCGCCAAUCCGUCUGCCCGUCUCCCUCCCUCCCUCAUAGAACGAACGACUCACUCACUCACUCACUGCCUGUCUGAUCGACUGACUGACUGCACAACACCUCUCUCUCUCUCUCUCUCUCUCUCGAUCGGGCAGGCAGGCAGGCAGUGUGUGCAUGCCAUGCUUCUUUGUCGGACUGCCCGCCUUCUCGUGACGACUGAGUGGACGACUGAAUGAAUCAACGAGCGGUGUUGCAUCCAUCCCAUCCAUCCAUCCCUCCCUCACUCCCUCACUCACUGACUCGACAGACAGGAGGUCAGGCAGAUACAUGGCAGCGGGUACCUACCUGAGUGGGUGCACGUGUUCUCAGCUUCUGGCGUGUGAUGCCAACAACAACUCACUCAGAUGAGAUGGUCCUUCCUCUAUGUUGUGUUGGCGUCACGUCACUCGCUGGGGAGGUCGAAGCACAUACCACUGACUGACACACAAACAACGCAGACAGACCAGACAGACAGACAGGAUCGAAGGAGGCGAAGCACACAUGCAUUGCAACACAACACAACCUGAUUGGUCGAAUUAUUGUGUUGGCUGGCUGUGUGGGUGAUGUACAGUCUCUCUGUGUGAAACCAGUGUGUCCCUCUGACGUGACGUCGGUUUUGGUUCGGUCUCUCGCCCUGUUGCCUGUUGCGACGCCAAUGGACGCCAGUGGGGUCCUCAGCCCGGGGAGAGCCGGGGAUCCGCACGGCGUUGCGAGUGACCUGCUUGCUGUUCAUGUUGUGCGAUGGUGUGAAUUCACUCACUCACUCCCCGCCACUCGUUCGUUGACGCACUUGAUGUAUAGUUGGUUACAUACCUGCCUCAUUGGUUGACGCAUGCCUCUUUCGUGAGAAGAGGCAGAUGGGUUUUCCUACUCGUCCGUCUGCCCUUCGUUUUGUGUGUCGAUAGAUAGCCUACCUGUUCUGUCUGUUCUGUUCUGUUUUAGCUGUUCGGUGCUGUGUGUGUGUAUGUCUGUAUAUGAGUAGACUAAGUCAGUUGGUUCGCCGGUGUGUCUUUUCCAAUCGUCCCUGUGUCUUUUCCAAUCGUCCCUGUGUGAGAGAGUGCCUGUGUAAAUUUCCGUGCCAUCCGAUCCGCGUGUGUGGUCCAUGCCAUGAGAGAUCAGAUCGUGUGUUGUGUGUGAUGGCUUUCGUUGUGUCCAUUCCAUGCAUGGCGAUGGGUGCGGAACUGCUGUAGUAGAUGCAUGAUCAAGUGCCGCUGACGCGUUGGUUGUGUCUGUCUGUGUGCGUGGCAUGCCGGCCAAUGACAUCCAUACAUCUCCUGACUCAUUGCCUGUCGUGUGCUGUGCGUGCACAUACACCCGAGCCUGGAGGCCGUGUGUGUUUGUGGUGGUGCGGUGGGGUGCUUUGCAUACACACGUGUGUUGGCUCGUGUGUGUCUCACUUCUGAACCCAUCGUGAUGUCUAGCGGUCUGUGUGAGACGGCAUGUGCCUCAGCGCACAUCACACAUCC